Striga asiatica is the source of this 1509-nucleotide messenger RNA. NCBI's taxonomy places the organism in Eukaryota, Viridiplantae, Streptophyta, Magnoliopsida, Lamiales, Orobanchaceae. The record is from the annotation of a GenBank genome assembly.
CCAAAAGCAAAGAUCUUUUUACGAUCCUUCUUGAGAAAACUGCGAUUUAGCUGAGCCAUGGAGUUAAUCAAGCUCUCAAUAUGUUCGUCUCUGAUCGUUUUGGCGUUGACCUCCUCCGUUUCAGCCGCCGGCGAGGAAUCUGAAUCGAAGGAGUUCGUAGUGACAUUGGAUCACUCGAAUUUCACGGACUUUGUCGCGAAGCACAAAUUCGUCGUGGUUGAGUUUUAUGCGCCUUGGUGUGGCCAUUGCAAGAAACUUGCUCCAGAGGUACAGUAUGAGAAAGCUGCUUCUGUUCUAAGUUUGCUUGAUCCUCCUGUCGUCGUAGCAAAAGUUGAUGCUAGCGAUGAGCAAAAUAAAGUCCUUGCUAAGGAAUUUGAGAUUAGUGGUUACCCUACACUUAAGAUACUGAGAAACGGAGGCAGUGUUAUUAAAGAUUACAAAGGACCCCGAGAUGCAGAUGGGAUCGUUGCUUAUUUAAAAAAGCAGAGUGGUCCUGCUUCCUUUGAAAUCAAAUCAUCCGAAGAUGUUACCUCUGUAAUUGACGACAAUAAGAUUCUUGUUGUUGGUGUUUUCCCAGAAUUUUCCGGGGAGAAGUUUGAGAAUUUCAUGUCCCUGGCUGAGAGAUUGCGUGCUGAUUAUGAGUUUGGUCAUACUUUGGAUGCCAGACUUCUUCCCCGUGGCGACUCAUCUGUCGCAGGGCCUCUUAUCAGGUUGUUGAAGCCUUUUGAUGAACUCUUUGUGGAUUUCCAGGAAUUUGAUGUGGAUGCUUUGGUGAAAUUUGUUCAAGAAACUAGCAUCCCAACUGUGACUUUCUUCAACAAGGAUCCAAAAAACCAUCCAUUUGUUGUUAAAUACUUUAACAGCCCCAAUGCCAAGUUUGAUGCAUUUAAAUCGAAAUAUCAUGAGGUGGCUGAGCUUUUCAAGGGAAAGGACUUGAAUUUCCUUAUGGGCGACUAUUUUGGGCUGAAUGACGAGCAGGUUCCUCUUAUCAUUAUCCAGACUAAUGAUGGUGGGAAAUAUCUCAAACCGAAUGUUGAGCCCGAUCAGAUUGCAUCGUGGGUGAAGGACUUCAAGGAUGGCAAUAUUCAAGCAUAUAAGAAGUCAGAGCCCAUUCCUGAAGUUAACAAUGAACCUGUUAAAGCGGUGGUAGCUAACAACCUCAAGGAUAUGGUGUAUAUACUUACGGAUUACACCUCAAAUAUAAACAAUAUUUUCCGUGCAGUUCUUCUGGAGUUCUAUGCACCAUGGUGCGGACACUGCAAGAAAUUGGCACCAAUCUUGGAUGAAGUUGCUAUCUCGUUUGAGAACGACCCAGAUAUUGAUGCCACUGCAAAUGAUAUCCCACGGGACAUUUUUGAGGUGAAAGGUUAUCCAACAUUGUGUUUCAGGUCGUCGACUGGGAAUAUUGUUCGAUACGAAGGAAAUAGGACCAAAGAAGAUUUGAUUGAUUUUAUAAACAAGAACCGAGCUAGUCUCACCAAACAGGAGUCACGUAAGGAGGAACUCUAG